This is a messenger RNA of Mizuhopecten yessoensis (Yesso scallop), 2387 nucleotides long. Its product is annotated as armadillo repeat-containing protein 6-like. The record is from RefSeq and is a predicted model, not a curated record. Gene Ontology annotation, molecular function: protein binding. The coding region runs from base 147 to 1553 and encodes 468 amino acids. The transcript has 6 exons. Lineage: Eukaryota; Metazoa; Mollusca; Bivalvia; Pectinida; Pectinidae.
GUGUUUAAAUUUCCGGUAGGAUGUUGUUUGGCUACACACACAUGGAAACAUGUUCCGACCAAUGCUCCAUUUCUAGAAUAAUCUGGAUUAUUUUAAAAGAUCAGUCUUGAAUAACUUAUUUUAAUCGAAGGCGUCUAGGAAGAAAGAUGGCUAAGGUGAUAACACAGCAGACCUUUGAUGAUGUGGUGAGGGAGAAUAUGGAGGAGUUUGGAAUGGAUGCCGAUGAAGCAAUAGAUGAUGCAGUAAAGCAGUUUGAGUCACAGAGUGUGAACCUCAGUAAUAUUGUGAAAGACUCGAGGCUGUUUUCUGGACAGGGAGAUGCCACUGAACACCCAGUUAUAACAGCUAUCAAAAACCUGAAGAUUUCUCUGGACAGUGAAGGAUCUUCAAAUGCAGAGAUAACAGACUGUAUUGUGAUGAUACGAGCUGAGUGUGAUGUUGAUCUGUCGAGGCGAUGUCUAGCUGGCAAUAACCAAGCUUACCCAGCCCUGAUACAGGCUGUAGAAAAGUUUCUUACAGAUGAUAAAAUGCUUCAAAAGACUUUAUUGUCCUUGCUGUCUCUCACCGAUGGUCAACCCGAUUUGUUAGACGAUCAUGGCUGUACGUUACUGAUGGAUAUGUUGGACACUUUUAGGAACAAUGAGGAUUUGUUGUAUCUCACAGUUGGAGUUAUUACGAACACAUGUACAAAGCAUGAGGGAAACCGUCAGAUGUUUGUAAAGAAAGGUCUUAUUUCGAAAUUAUCGGAGGUGUUAAACUGGCACAAAAGUAGUGAAAAGGUGGUGAUAGAGACCUGUGGGGCCCUCCGAGUGCUCACCUUAGAUGACGAUAUUCGAGUGCCAUUUGGACAGGCACAUGAGAAUGCUAAAUCCAUUGUGACAGAAGGAAAUGCUUUAGAAACACUUCUGAAUUUGUGUAAAGAUUACACUGCCAACCCAAGUGUUCUAAAAGAGCUGUUCUCAACACUAACCAAGCUGUUGGUGAGAUCUGAGUUUUGUAAGGCUGUGAGUGACAUGGAAGGAUUAGAAUUUAUCCUGCGGGCGUUACAAAACAGUGUCAAAGAUAAGGGAGUUGUGAGGCAAGCUCUUGGUCUCAUAAAAGCUUUGGCAGGAAAUGAUGAAGUAAAAGUAGAAGCUGUAAAGAGCAAUGCAAUGGAGAUAAUCUUAGUGGCCAUGAUUAAACACCAGGCCAACUCGGCAGUGGCUGAACUGUGUUGUGCUUCGAUAGCCUCUCUGAUCCUGCGUAAUCCAAAUCACUGUACUACAGUCAUGAAUCUCUGUGGCCACCAGUCCAUCAUCCAGGCCAUGAAAAUACAUCCCAAGGUAGCCGGUUUACAGAAACAAGCUUGCAAUGUGCUGAGGAAUCUUGUGGCCAGAACAAGGGAACACUGUGAACCUAUUUUGGAAUUAGGAGCUGAGGCCCUGAUUAACGAAGCCCUUAAAAACCACCCAAUUUGUGAGGAUGAUGCCAAAGCUGCCCUUCGGGAUCUAGGGUGCCAUGUGGAACUGAAGGAACGCUGGAAGGGAGUAAAGGGAAGCUUAGUUUAUGAUUAAUUGUAGUACUUCAAUGUUAAUUUUAGUUUUUAAGUCGCCUUACUCAUUUGACAUCAUUGCAACAUAUAUGUUGAAAUGAAACCAAGGAAUGUUACAAUCUGUUAGAUGCGAGAUAGAAUUACCCAUUAUUGUGGUAAGUACAUAUACCAAUGUUGUGUUUUAUGUUUUACACCUUCUAAUUCUGAAAUAAUGCUGUUUUGUUAUGGAAAAAAGUCUCUGUGUCUCCAUUCUCCCCAGCUAUCAAUUUCUUGUUUUUUUCUCAUUUUUUUAUUCUUCAUAGAUGACAUUUAAUUAUCAGUGUCUAGCAUGUUUAUCAUGACAUGGAAAUCAAAGGAACACAUGACAUGCACACUUCAAAAAAAUGGUGUCGCACAGGGCACUUAUAGGAAUGUUGGAAUUCACUUCUGAAUAUAGAAUAAUGAAUCUUAAAAGUAUUUUUCAUCAAAAACUGUUAAAUAUGUACAUAAGAUACCUUUACCAAUUUUCACAGGACUUAUUUAAACGACAAAAGUAAAUGAUUUUGCUUUAAACUGUAUAUUUUACUGGUGCAAUGAUGGGUGUGUCGAUAAUCCCGUUCUAACUCCAGUAACUUGUAUGAAAAUUACAAAAUAUUUGCAUAAUUAUCACCAUGAUCAAAAGGCUGGUGAAUUAUUGUUUCAUCAAAUUGAUGAGUGUGGCUUUUUUCCUCCCGAGAGGAAAAACCAAAAAAUGACAUUAAGGGUACAUGUACUUUGAUGUUAAUUUCUAUGCUGUGUUUCUUUAAAGCACUGUAAAAUGUUUUUGUCUAUUUAUUUCAUAUUUAACUUAUUAUGCCUAAUGAAUAAAUUUGUGACA